AUGAAAAUCAUCAAGGAUAUGAAAUGCAUAAGUCUAGUUGCACAAAUCUUUGGACUUGUGCCAUUCUUGGAAUACAAACGCGGCGAGCUGAAAGUCAGCCUGCUUGGCAACAUCUACAUAUACUUCAUCAACACACUGUUAUUUCUGAUAUCGCUGGGCGUCAGCUUGGUUGUGCUGCACGACAACAGCGGUUUCUCGGUAUUUCGCAAUUUAAAGGGCUCCGAUCAGACCACCGAAGCGCUCAUCUGCCUUAUAAGCUGCAAUUUGAUUAUACUCACUUCGUCUAUGAACUGUCAGCGCUAUUGUGGCAUCAUGCAGGAAAUCGGCAAAAUGGAUAACUAUCUGGUGGCCAAGGGUUUCACCGCCAAAUAUUCAUGCCAUAUUUUAACGGUGUUUCUGGGCAUCGUUGCAGCGGGCCUACUGUACACCGCCUACUAUUACAUGGACUUGCUGAGCGAUCAAUUGCAUAACGAUCAAUUGAUUUUGCUCUGCAUUUUCAGCGUGCAGUUGCUAAUAUCGAAUUUAUACGCGGUCUGCUUACGCGUUUUGCUCGGAAAUAUAAGGCAACGCAUUGACUUUGUGAAUUUCCAUUUGGAUAUUAGCAUCAGAACUGAUCUGUCGGUGGCAAGCAAUAUCCGUCAGAUGAGCUACUACACCGAGCUGCUAUGCAAGUUGCGUUACAUCAUCGAUAAGAUCAACACGACCGGUGGGUUAGCAAUGCUCUCCUACUUCAGCGUCGCAUUCUACAUCCUGACCAAACAAUCCUACAUGGCUUUCAUGACCGUUGUUAGGCCGAUUGGAUUUGAGGAGAGAUAUGACAUUUUGGGAUUGUCAGUCGUCUGGUUUUUUGUGGAAUUCAUAACGAUUGCGGUGAUUUGUAGCGCCUGUGACGCCGUCGCUUCUGAGUCCAGACCGCAGUCUCGCUUUGUUUCUUACUUGUGCAACCAGCUCGCUGUUUCCACAAAAAUGUGGUCUAACCGUCGCAUCUAUUCCAACACAAAUACAAACAACGUGAGAGUGCAGAGACCGCUAGAGCCCAGCACGUCCUCGCUACUCACAUGUCUCAAGUGGAAUGUGUUGAUAUUGAAGUUAGUUGGUCUGUUACCAUUUUAUACCACGACAAACCCUGAUGAGAUCGGCGCGCCUAGAGGGCUUCUGGCACACGUUACGCGCGCCAUAUUUUGCGUUAAAACUGCGAUGCACCUUCUGCAUUUCUACGCCUUAUAUUCGCCAACCAUUUUGCAUCAACUCUUUCUGCGCGGCAAAACGGACGGCCUUACGAAUACAAUCAGCGUGUCCUUCUGUAUUCUCAGCGAUGUCGUGAUUAGCUGGACGUGCGCUCGCCAUGGCCCCAAAAUUAUUGCAAUAAUAAAUGGUUUUCUGAAACUCGAUCGUCGGCUCAGGGAACUCUCGCUAUCGCCAACACGGCACUUCCACAACGGCAAUGCGUUUCAUAUAUAUUUGUUACUGUUAUUUGGUUAUCUCUGUGUGAUAACUGUGCCGGUAGUGAACAGUUUCUACGGCAAUUUGCCACAGCUCUUAUUCAUCGGCCUUUCGUUUUACCAAGUGGAAAAUUUCACCUCGUGUGUGUUCGUCGUGUUCAUUUCGUCGCUUUUGCAUCAGCUCGCAUUGCGCUUGCAACACACCAACAAAUUGAUAGCUCUUUACGGUGUGGAGGGAGGUAGAGCCUCGACGCACGACGUGCAGAGUUUCGCAUGUGAUUCCACAAUAUUUUACAAUUUAUAUAACGAUUUGUUGGACCUGCUCAAAAUGAUCAACAAAUUCGCGGGUCUGGGCCUAGUGGCGUUCAUGCUGUAUGCCUGUGCGGGGCUGCUGACCUUCACUUACGCCUGCACUUUGUACGAUUUGAGCAACUUUGAUAAUUGGUUCAGUAUUAUGUGGAACCUAUCGUGGAUAUUGAACUUUGCGACCGUUUUGAUAUUGUUGGCGUUCAGAUGUGAUGGAGUCACUAAAGAGGCCAACAACACAGCUCAAAUCAUUGCGCGCGUUUACGCCAAAGGCAAGGGCUACCAAGAUAUUGUUGAUAAAUUUCUUUCGAAGAGCAUUAAGCAGGAUGUGCAGUUCACCGCUUACGGAUUUUUCUCUAUCGACAACACCACACUAUUCAAGAUCUUCUCUGCUGUAACCACUUACCUUGUGAUUUUGAUACAAUUCAAACAAUUGGAGGAUGCAAAGGUGGAGGAGUAAACAUUUGCACUGGAAAAAAAAAAGUUUUUGCUCAUUAACAAAUAUCAAGUAUACUGUAUCGUUCUUUAUCCUUUUCUAUCAAAGCACAAUUUUUUUAAUAUGUAUCGCGAACUAUUGUCACACAAAUAAAAUUCGCUGAAAUACAAGUCACAAAUUCAUUGUUUAACUUAAAAUGCACCGAAUUUCCCAAAUAUAUUCGCAGGAAGUAUAUUCUU
This is a messenger RNA of Zeugodacus cucurbitae (melon fly), 2423 nucleotides long. RefSeq names its product gustatory and pheromone receptor 32a-like. Gene Ontology annotation, cellular component: neuronal cell body; dendrite; axon. The transcript has 5 exons. The record is from RefSeq and is a predicted model, not a curated record. Lineage: Eukaryota; Metazoa; Arthropoda; Insecta; Diptera; Tephritidae. Bases 1 to 2208 code for a protein of 735 amino acids. Gene Ontology annotation, biological process: sensory perception of taste.